AUGAAAAUUCCAAUUUUCCUGGCUCUAUUUGUAUAUUUCCUUGAUGCUCACAAGGGUGGAACUCCACAAGAGCGAGCUCGAAUUUUCAACAGAGUUUUGGAGAAAUUAUGCUCCUCGUACACUAGAAAUCUUGCGUGUAUUGGGCCAAUGUUGACUCCGCGGUUUUUGUAUAUUAAAGGUGGAGUCCGAGCAAAAAAUAAGUUGUGCUAAUUUGAAAGAGCAUGUUCUAAUUAGUACAAUCCUCGAAGGAUUUUUUCUGGAAGCUUCUCAAACAUUGGUUAAAAAAUUACAAAGUUCGAAAAAACAGUGAAACACCGUGUAAAAUGGCUUGAAAGUCCAUAUCUCCAACCGUUUGGAGCUGUGUUUCUCUAAUGUUAGAGAAGCUUUCAGAAAAAUUCCUUCGAGGAUUGUACUAAUUGCAACAUGCUCUUUCAAAUUAGCACAACUUAUUUUUUGCUCGGACUCCACCUUUAAUGCAACUUCGGAAUUGCCGAGAUGUGAGUUAGGGGAACUUUAUGGGUAAUUAAUUAAUUAGGAGGUUAGCUAACUAAAAAACUUUGAGCUGAAAAUUGCUUCAUUUCGGCUUUAGAGUCAAAUUUUGAUUCAAAAAUUCGAAAAACCCGAAAAAAUACGUUUCAAAAUGUGAAAAAUCGAUAUGAUAACAAAUAUAAACAAACACGUUAUAAUAAAGAGAAGAGGGGUCAAACUAGAGUCUAGUAUCUCAACAAGAGAAAUUUCCAGUCAACUUCUCCUUCUACCUCCGAUCCUUCCCAAAUCUGGAGUUCAGCAAUUUCACACUGGAUGUUGAGAAUGCCAUAGAAGUGCCGAAAAGUGUUCUACCAUUUAUCCCAUGGACUACAGUACUUCCACCAGCUACAAAUACAGCUACAGUACCAGUGACAACUCUAAGCAGGUGAAUUUGGGGAAAAAUACGUUUUAGAAUUUUUGUCGCAAAACCUUAUGCUAAAGAAUCUUCAGAGAAGUUCCGAUUAAAAAAAGGCCUGGGCCGAAUUCACAAAAGUAAUUUUUGGCAUACCACUUUUGUGAAUUCGGCCCCAGAUGCAGCAAACGUUGAAAUUCAAAAAUGUUCCAGCUCAACCUCAGUUACACCUACUUCAAAUGCGCCAACAACAGUUCCUACAGAGGCUCCUACAGUAGUAGCUACGACAAAUGUGCCAACCUUGAGUCCAGGACCUACAGAAAAUGCGUCAACCUUGAGUCCUGCCGCAAACGCGUCAGUCUCCUCAAAACUCCACCGAAAAGCCAAGCUCUCCCCAAUCCCCGGUCCAAUUCUCACAGAUUGGGAAAGACAACAAGUUCCACUGGUCAAAAUCAAUGUGUACUACGCCAAGGGACCAAAAAAUGGCACGCUGGCCGCUUUUUUGUACCUAAUGUCGUAUAGACCAAACGAGGGUGGAAAUGCGAUGAUUGUUGUGGAUCAGAAGAAUUUGCCGAAAUAA
Molecule: messenger RNA, 1460 nt
Organism: Caenorhabditis angaria
Lineage: Eukaryota; Metazoa; Nematoda; Chromadorea; Rhabditida; Rhabditidae
Source: the annotation of a GenBank genome assembly